Molecule: messenger RNA, 1512 nt
Organism: Moesziomyces antarcticus
Lineage: Eukaryota; Fungi; Basidiomycota; Ustilaginomycetes; Ustilaginales; Ustilaginaceae
Exons: 7
Coding region: 1-1512 (503 amino acids)
Source: RefSeq, a predicted model, not a curated record
AUGCGCCGCGGUAGUUCGGCAGCCUUGGGCGCGGAUGGCAUCCGAAUGCACAUUUUCAUGGACCGCGCGCAUGGCAGCUUCGAUCGCGCCUUGCAGCAGCAGCAGCAGCAGCACACUGCAAAGCUGGAUCGCAGCCAAGCCACGGAGAAUGACUCACUGUCAGCACUGCCGCUCGAUUGGGAAGGCGAGCGGUCUCGACGCGGAGAGACGGAGCGCAGCGGUGAUGCGGGCCGGCCGAUGGAUGGGCGCGACUCGCCAAGGGAAUUCAAGAUCGACACGGCACAGCGCAGCGAGGCUGAGGAUGCGUUUCUUAAAAUCGCCCGAUCGCCACGAGCAGCGUGCUUGUCACUCAACUCGGAGGCACGCGUGGCCAGCCCAGCCGCCGCCGCCGACGACGAUCUUGAAAUUUGGAGAGGCGCGCGCGCCAGCAAAGCUGCGAUGCCAAGGGCCAUGCGAUCCAGAAACCACGGCUGGGGAACAAAGCUGGUCUGGCCGUGCCUCAUCAAAACAAGGCGUCAUGCGCAGCCCAAGCUAGAAGAACAUCAAUCGUCGACGUUGCCUUCGAGCAUCGCCGUUCGAGUCAAGUGCUCGAUUCCAAGCGCUGCUUUCGCAUUGUCCAUCGCCCCAAGCACUUCAUAUGGCCGGCGGUCGCGGAGCAACCGAGAUGAUCAUCGGACAAAGUCGCCGCAUCCUGCAGAGCGGCGAAAUAAGCGGCAUCCAUCCGGGACAGCUUUAGGCUCACCACCGGCUGAAGCUAAGCUUCCAUGCGACUCGAUCUUCGCACUCGACCCGCACGCACCGAUGCUGCCUUCAUCGGCUUGCGCGCAUCGACGACGCAUGGCACUGGGUCACUGUCGGCCCUCGUUUGUCGUCACCAUAGCCAGUCAUCGUUUGGCCAAAGGUGGACGCCCGGCCAAAGCUUCGAUGUCAGCACACUCGUUGGCUGUGCCCACAUCAUACACGGUGCAUACGGCCGCUCCGAGUGAUUUGGGAGGGAGCCCAAACGGGCUUGCGCCUACGCCUGAGCAACACCGGGCCUCGACCCGACUCGUCUCUCUGUCGCUGCUCUGCCUUGCUGUGCCUCUCGUCUGCGAUCCCGGCAUGAGCUCGCAGCUGGACAUCCAGAUCGUCGGGAGCUGGGUGCGCCAUCCCCGACUGUGCCGGAGCAUCGGCCCCACCGACAACGCUUUAUUCGCACUCAUGGCAAGUGUAACACUCUCUGCUGCUCAGCUGCGCAGCCGCUCAGUCACGUUGACGCCUGCCAAUAAAGCGCACCCCCUCACCACGCCAUCCUCGCCGGUAACCCCCUCCCAUCCCCUCGCUGCCAGCCCCUGCCCCUUCGUCCUGCUCGUUGCUGCUCCGUCUUACCAUCUUGCGACCACCAUCUCCGUACGCCAUAUCGACCAAACAUCAACUAACCCAAUCCACUCGCGCCGGCCCUCGCUGUUCUUAACAAUUCGCUCUGCGCACCAUCCUCUCGCCUCCGACUGGUCUGCCACAUUGGAGCUUUAG